Messenger RNA from Tarenaya hassleriana, 2942 nucleotides. RefSeq names its product probable boron transporter 2. Gene Ontology annotation, cellular component: plasma membrane. Bases 552 to 2666 code for a protein of 704 amino acids. The record is from RefSeq and is a predicted model, not a curated record. Lineage: Eukaryota; Viridiplantae; Streptophyta; Magnoliopsida; Brassicales; Cleomaceae. Gene Ontology annotation, molecular function: solute:inorganic anion antiporter activity. The transcript has 12 exons. Gene Ontology annotation, biological process: monoatomic anion transport; transmembrane transport; monoatomic ion homeostasis.
CUCUCUGUCUGGUCUCUUUCCUUCUCUUAUGUUGUAGAAAUUCCUUUUCUUUUCUUUUUUUAAAAAAAAUAUUUUUUCUGUGUGUUUCCUUUUCGGCUUUGUAUGCUUCAGCUGCUUAUAUAUAUCACGAUCCUUCAGCUGCUCUUUCCUAGAAUCCAGACGUACAUUGCGAUUCUCUCUUGAUGUAAUAGCACCAUUUGCCUCUUUCUUGUCUUCCAAACAAAACCCUUUUUCUCAAUCUCUGCUACUUCCAUGUAAUGGUUCCAUGAAUCGUUCUCCAUCUGUUUCAGUGAGAUUCGAUCUAUUUUCGAGCCUCUUGUCCGGUUUUUCCCAUCUGGGUCUUCCUGCAUUUUCCUCUUCUGUCGGUCGUUAAACUUGAACUGAACAUGUUCUGCGACAUGGGUUUGUCUUGUGCUAAAUAGUUCAGCCGUUGUUCCCGCUCGAUCGGGGUUUGAGAUCAUCUUCUACCGUCUUGGAUCUUCAGAACACAGAAGACCUCCCAAGUGUUUGGCGAUUUGCCACACAGAAACACACAGAGAGAGAGAGAAGCCAUGGAAGAGACUUUCGUGCCGUUCGAAGGGAUCAAGAAUGAUCUGAAAGGAAGGUUGAUGUGCUACAAGCAAGACUGGACCGGCGGCUUCAAAGCUGGAAUUAGGAUUCUGGCUCCCACCACAUACAUAUUUUUCGCGUCUGCGAUUCCUGUCAUUUCAUUCGGCGAACAGCUGGAGCGAAACACCGAUGGAGUUCUUACUGCUGUUCAGACCUUGGUUUCUACAGCCGUUUGCGGUAUCAUACACUCCAUAAUCGGAGGUCAACCCUUGCUGAUACUCGGAGUUGCAGAGCCAACUGUAAUUAUGUAUACAUUCAUGUUUAACUUUGCCAAGGAGAGACCCGAGUUGGGUCGCAACCUGUUCCUGGCCUGGUCCGGAUGGGUUUGUGUUUGGACAGCUUUUCUGCUGUUCGUGCUGGCGAUACUGGGGGCAUGUUCCAUCAUCAACAGGUUCACCCGAGUAGCCGGAGAAUUGUUUGGAAUGCUUAUUGCUAUGCUCUUCAUGCAACAAGCCAUCAAAGGACUGGUGGAUGAGUUUCGUGUCCCUGGCCGGGAAAACCCGAAACUGCUAGAGUUCACGACUCCAUGGAGGUUUGCGAAUGGGAUGUUCGCUCUGGUUCUCUCCUUUGGUCUUCUUCUAACUGCACUUAGGAGCAGAAAAGCCAGAUCCUGGCGAUAUGGAACUGGCUGGCUUAGAAGCUUAGUAGCAGACUAUGGUGUUCCACUCAUGGUGCUUGUGUGGACUGGUGUCUCCUACAUUCCAGCAGGAGACGUCCCAAAAGGAAUUCCUCGGCGACUUUUCAGCCCAAAUCCUUGGUCCCCUGGUGCUUAUGAGAAUUGGACCGUCAUCAAGGAUAUGCUUGAUGUUCCCAUUGUUUACAUUAUUGGAGCGUUCAUUCCAGCAACGAUGAUUGCAGUGCUUUACUACUUUGACCAUAGUGUAGCAUCACAGCUCGCGCAGCAGAAGGAGUUCAACUUGAGAAAACCAUCUUCUUACCACUACGAUUUACUUCUUCUCGGAUUUCUGACUUUAAUGUGCGGUCUCAUUGGAAUCCCUCCAUCCAAUGGAGUCAUCCCUCAGUCUCCCAUGCACACCAAGAGUCUAGCGACUCUCAAGAAUCAGCUGCUUCGUAACAGACUAGUCAGAACAGCGAGACAAAGCAUCAAUAAGAACGCAAGCUUGGGACAGUUGUAUGGAAAUAUGCAAGAGGCUUACAACCAAAUGCAGACCCCUCUGGUCUACCAGCAGCCACAAGGUUUAAAAGAGCUGAAGGAAUCGACAAUCCAAGCGACUACUUGCACUGGCAACCUCAACGCCCCAGUUGAUGAGACUCUGUUUGACAUCGAGAAAGAGAUCGAUGAUUUGCUACCAGUUGAAGUUAAAGAACAACGGCUAAGCAAUUUUCUUCAGGCCAUGAUGGUCGGAGGAUGUGUUGCAGCAAUGCCUUUCCUCAAGAUGAUCCCUACAUCAGUUCUCUGGGGAUACUUUGCGUUCAUGGCUAUUGAAAGCUUGCCUGGAAACCAGUUCUGGGAGAGGAUCUUGCUGCUAUUCACCGCCCCGAGCAGACGCUACAAGGUCCUUGAAGAUUACCACGCAACGUUUGUGGAAACUGUUCCAUUCAAGGCAAUUGCAGUAUUCACCAUUUUCCAGACAGUGUAUCUUCUAAUCUGCUUUGGUCUGACAUGGGUUCCCAUCGCUGGCGUCAUGUUUCCUCUGAUGAUCAUGCUUCUAGUACCUGUAAGGCAGUACGUCCUUCCCAAAUUCUUCAAGGGCGCACAUCUUCAGGACCUGGACGCAGCAGAGUACGAGGAGUCACCCGCCAUGCCUUUCAAUCUCACACCGGAAGGCGAAAUCAGAUCCACUGCCACAUAUCCAGGCGAUGCAGAGAUUCUAGACGAGGUUAUUACACGAAGCCGAGGAGAAUUCAGGCACACGUGUAGUCCUAAGAUCACGAGCUCGACUUCGACGCCGGUAAAUCCGAGGCUAUCUCAAGCGUUUAGCCCGCGAGUGUCUGAGCUGAGGGGAGAGAUGAGUCCCAGAGUUCCCGGAAAAGGGCAAAACAGUCCGAAGACAGCGACUUAUGGGAAGAGUCCUUUGAACCCAUCGUCGAACUAAACCGAGAGAAAGAAGGUAAUAAAACCGUGAGAGAGAGAGAAAGAUAAUGUUUAAUUAGUUAAUCAAUUAAUGUAGCUCGAUCUAAGCUUCUCCGAGUUUGAUCCAUCCCAUUUUUACGUGUUGUGUUUUUUUGUGAUGUUCUUGCUAUUGAAUCGUUGUAAAAUCUCUUACUUUUGUCUUUUGUGUGUUGGAAUAAUUGCGUGUAAUGGUAUUUGGCAAAGAUGUAAAAAAGAAAAGACAUAUCUAUUGAGGCUUGUUUUGUUCUGAAUACAACUA